This is a messenger RNA of Porites evermanni, 1209 nucleotides long. The record is from the annotation of a GenBank genome assembly. NCBI's taxonomy places the organism in Eukaryota, Metazoa, Cnidaria, Anthozoa, Scleractinia, Poritidae.
AUGCAUUGCAAGAUGUAUGGAGAUUUCAGAACAGAAGAAAGUCCAACUACUUUCGAAGAAGCUGUGAGAGUCUACAAACAGCUACCAUCAUUGAUUGGGGACAAGGGUCAGAACGCAGUUGCUGUCCAAGUAUAUUUACACCCGCUCAGUGAAAUCGAUAGCAAGGGGCAACGAAUGGUUAGAGAAAUCAGUGCCAAUUAUAUAAACAAGACGUGUGAGAUUCAAGAGCACAUACAGUGUAUCGAGUCUAAGUGCAGCGAGUUAUUGAGAGAGAAUGUUUGUUUGUCGUUCUCUCGAGUCAAGAAGCAAUUAUCAAGUUUCAAAAGCAAUAUCUCGAGCUACAAGAUCUCUUUCCAGAAAAAGUUGUUGCCUUUGCUUCCCAGCAUCAGAGGAGGCGGAGCAGAAGAAUCAGCACUUGGCGAAAUCUUUGAAGAAAAAGAGCGUUCCCCCUUCGCACAAACUUGCAUUGAUGCAUGGAUCGAGGAAAAAGAGAAUGAGAUGAAGAGAUUGCAAAUUAUGAUCGAUGUCUUGGGAGACACUCCUUUCGUUAACCCUGAAGAUGUAAAAAAUGAAGCGUUCAAUCUAAGCAAUGACCAUGUUGUGUGUUGUACAUUUAAGAUUGGAAAGGAGGACGAUCCCCAGAUUUUGAGUAUGGAUGGGUACCUCACAGGAAAAGUUCUGCCAGAGUUGAAGAAAAAGGCAUCAUCAAGUACUGAUGACAAGAAUGUAAGAAAAAGAAUCCGCCAGACACUGAAACAGUUCUCAGAACUGAAAUCUGCAAAUGAAGACAACAAAGAAGUGAAGUUUUUCGCCACAAAGGAGUGUCUGUCUGACAAUUUCAGUGGAAACCCUGGAGCCUUCAUCUAUCUGUACGAGGAGGGCGAACUAGAAAAUGAUGAUUUUAAGUUAUCACCAAAGCCAGAAAACCUAGAAGCAGAGAGCGUGGGAGACGAUUCAAUCGAGCUUUGGUGGAAUGAUCCGCACUGGAGCGAGAACAAGAUUGAAACGUACAAAGUUCAGUGCAAAAGAAAUGAAGCCAACUCCGACUGGAUCACUCAGUACACACCGUGUGGAAAGGAAGCUAAGAAAACUGCUACCAUAUCGGGACUUCAACCAGCUACCAGCUAUCUAGUGCGAGUAUGCGCUGUGGGGCAGAUUGUGGUUAGCCAGUACAGUAAUACUUUGUCUGCAACUACGAAACCAACAAGU